GUAUUUCUAGGAAACGGCGUCUCACGUGCGUGAGCUGUUUUGUUUGUGUUGUAGUAAGUGUAUUUACGAACAAAAUGUCUUCGGUGCUCGAUGAUUUCUUCGCUUGUCCUUCAGAAACUUUACUUGAGAGCUGUACAAAGAAGCAACUGGUGAAAAUCGCCGAACGCUUCAGUAUCGAUCUUACUACUCAAGAUAAGAGGAUGAAGGAAACGCUUGUGACUACUUUGAAACGAUCACUCGUUGAUAAAGGAGUUUUUGAGGUAAGAGCUGAGGUUAUUGUUCCUAGUGAAUCGGUUACGUUUCAUCCUUCUGAGCUUGAUAGUGAAAGUGAGCGGAAAUUUCCAGAUAUGUCAUUGCAAGAGAAACAGUUAUAUUUAGAUGCUGCGAAAAUCCGCGCUGAGCGUGAGGAUCGCGCUGCUAAAGAGAGAGAGGUAGAGAGAGAAUUCGCUGCGAGAGAAUUAGAUCAGCAGUUAGCUGUGCGAAAACUGGAAAUUGAGUUGGAAAGAGAACGGGAUGAAAGAGCAUUUCAGUUAAAGAAGUUGGAGUUAGAGUUGUCAGUAAAACGAGUGGAAGCUUCGCGAGUUGAUGUGCCUCUCGGUGAACGACAUCAGCCGAGGGAACCACAUGAACCUGUGUUUGAUGUUCAUAAAAAUGUAAGAUUAGUUCCGCCAUUUUCUGAGAAGGCAAUAGAAAAAUAUUUCUAUCAUUUUGAGCGAGUUGCCUUGUCUUUGAAGUGGCCGAAAAAGUUUUGGACUUUAUUAUUACAGUGUGUUUUCACAGGUAAAGCCCAGGAAGUUUAUUCUGCUCUCUCACUGGAACAGAGUGAUUCGUUGCCGAAUCUUUUUUUUGGAGGGAGGUGUUACGACCUUGUGCUCCCUUUCCUUUCCUGCUGGUGGCAGAAUCUCUUGGAAGCGUGUGGUUGAUUGCACACCCCUGUUGCCUGACUACAUUGCCUGAUUGGGGAGCGAAUAAAUGAUGGACUGAGGCAUUGCUUGUUACUUUCUCUGGGGAUGGUAGUCUCCAGAGAAGUCAUCUGUACUCCUGCAUUUUCUUCUGUUUCACAUUUAACAACAUUCCUUACCUUUUUGGAUUAUUAUUUUGUAUUGUUUAAGC
Molecule: messenger RNA, 1113 nt
Organism: Misgurnus anguillicaudatus (oriental weatherfish)
Lineage: Eukaryota; Metazoa; Chordata; Actinopteri; Cypriniformes; Cobitidae
Source: RefSeq, a predicted model, not a curated record